This is a messenger RNA of Raphanus sativus (radish), 2776 nucleotides long. RefSeq lists its product as uncharacterized. Gene Ontology annotation, molecular function: protein binding. The transcript has 8 exons. The record is from RefSeq and is a predicted model, not a curated record. Gene Ontology annotation, biological process: positive regulation of DNA-templated transcription. NCBI's taxonomy places the organism in Eukaryota, Viridiplantae, Streptophyta, Magnoliopsida, Brassicales, Brassicaceae. Bases 4 to 2613 code for a protein of 869 amino acids.
UAAAUGAAUAUAUCGUCUCCGUAUAAUCUCUCUCUCCAAACGCCGCCGACGAUGUCGUCUUCAACUUAUUUUCCAAAACGCAUCGCAUGUAUGGAGAUUGUUACAUCGGAAGAAAACAUCGACGAGUCCGUUCCAGUUUUCAAAGUAGUGUCUCGGGAAAAAACUUGCCCUGCUCCCAGGUUCCGGCAUCUUCCGACAGACGACGAUCUUAUUCCUGCGCCAGCGACAGCAAGUGCUUCAAACCUUAGCGACGCAUGGGACGAAACCCUAGUUGUGUCUGGUUUAGUGAAAUACCAAGAUGAGAUAGGCUUGAUCGCCGAUGUAGAGCUUCUCAAGAAGCUUUUUUCGACUCCUUACACUCGAGCUGGAUUAUCCUUGGAAGUUCAGCGCAUUGGGGAUACGCUUGUGUUGAAGCCAUCACCUGGACCUGAGGUUGAUGAAGAUGAAGGAUGUAAAACGCAACUUGAUGAAUCUCUGUAUCAGAGUUUUGUUACGCAAUCGCUGAGGUCCGAAGACUCCGAGGAAUCCAGAAGAAGACUUUUCAUUUGCCAGUUGGGCGACAUCCAGAUGCUUGUGGGCAGUAAGCUGCAUCGGUUCCGCAACGAGGAAGAGUUGGAUGUAAACUUGCUUCUAUUGGAUGUUAGCAAAAGGUUGUCACGUUUGCCCUGGCUUGAAGCGUGGCUUCAGAACAUCAUGACAGAUGUGCCAGAGUUAGGAGUUUGUCACCAUGAUAAUGGCGUUUUGAAAGGAUACGAAUACUUAUCCACUUCGGAGAUUUGCUCAGUAAAACAAACCUCGGCGUACAUUGUUCAGCAAAACGCUCAUCAGAUUCUGUCUUUCCUUCGAUCAAAUUGCAAGGACGAUCCUGGACUUUACUGGCUCUACCGAAGUCCAGGUGAAGAUGUGAUUCAACUUUUUCAUUUUUCAUCAAAGAACCAUUCUUCAGGCGAGGGAAUCACCUGCACAACACAUUUGACAUCCAAGAUGAGAACUGACUCGAUGUUUUCCUUGGGGAAACUGCUUCACAAGCUUGCCCUGUCUGUGGAGGCUGAAGCUCCCAUCAAGUGUGCGACUUUCCUCACUAAAUGUCUGAAUGUCUUGGAUGAGCAAGAACAUAUGGUUGUUCGGUCAGAUGCCCACGAGCUCUUUGCUAGGCUCCUUCUGAAGAGACAAGCUGAUUUCAUUUCCGAGUGUAAGGAGGGCGUUCAAGGUCAAGUGAUGAUUGAAUUCAAGCUAAACGACAACUAUUCGUGUUGUUAUGAAGCUGUUCCUUUGUCUGUGCCAGAGACAGUUCCCAUUCUGGUCUUACCGAAGUACCUGGCAGUCUAUCAUGUCCGUCAAGCCGUUAAUUCCCUUAUGUGGUCACAGCAGCUUCAACCGGCUUCGGAAGCGUUAACCCCUAAACUGUCGAGUCAGCUUCAUCUUCAAUGCGAAGCUGGGCUGUCUCUAGGUGCUGCUUACCUUGAAGCUAAGCAGCAGUUGCAGGGAGCUUUCAACAUUAUAAACCAAGCUUGCCGUUCUCAUAUUUCAUUGCCAGAAAAGCCCCACGGUACUGUGUUCAUUUCUUCCAUGGAACUACCCUUCUUGGCGGAAUCGUGGUUUGUUGUGGGCGAUCUGUUUGCCCUUUGUUACGGAGAACCAGUAGGCGAGUUCAAAUUGACCCCGUCAGAUUUGGGAAACGUGCUAGAAGAGACAACAACAGAGGACAGAAUACUCAAGUUUCUCAAAUCUCCUCUAUCCGUUGGUGUGGUGGAGAACCUGGUGGAUGCUGGUAAAUGCUAUAAAGAAUGUCUAACUGCAAUUCGGAAGCUUCCAGAUGGCAAGUUUGUUCAGACUCUUACUGAACACUUGGGGAGCCUACAUAUAAAACUUGGUGACUUGCUUUCCCGGGUCGGAAACUUCGUGACUGCUAAAGACGCGUAUGAUGCUGCGAUUUACGCUUUCAAAGAAGCAAAGGCACAUGUUGGUCCUGCUCAAGAGGAGAAGGUUAGGGUCUACAAGUACCUGGCGGAUGCAUAUUUCAGCUUAGGAUUGUGUUUAGCAAAGGGAAUGAUGGAUGAUGGUUGUGCCAGGCAGAAUAUAAGAGAGGCUUUGAACUUAUAUGAAGGGGAUGUUUUGUGUAAUACAUGCGCAGAGGAAACUGCUAAUGCUUUCUUGGAGCUAGCGCAAUGUUUUCAAACAUCCUGCAUGAGGCUUUAUAAAAGCAACCAGUGGAAAACAGCCUCGUCUUUCGCUUCGUUAGCUCUUGGUAAUUGGCAAAAGUCAUCGUUAUAUUAUAACGCCGAGAAUUUUCCCGAGAAGUUCUUGGCCACGCUUACAGAUAUGGCCACUUUCUCCUUGAAACUUCCUAACUCGCACCCGAAAGCAGCUUUGGAUAUUCUUCUCGAUGGCCGUCACGUUUCCGAAACAACAGCAAAAGGUUCGGAAUCCUGGAACCUAUUCUGGAAUAAAUUGAGGGAGGUUCUACUGUCAAUGUUGCACCAAGCAAAAAAGGCGGAGGACAAAAACAUUGAGAAACUGAGUGAAAUAUAUCUAAGGUCGCUUCGCAGUAAUGAUCGGACAUUCUUGACAGAAACCCACGCGGAGAUCUCGGUGUUACAGAAAAGAGUUUGACACAAUACAUUGUAGUGGGUGCUUUUAUCUUUGUAGUGGUGCUUUUAUCUUGAUGUUUGACACAAUACAUUGUUUUCUCUUUUCCAUUUGUUCAAUCUUAGAGAGUGUUUGACAGGGUUCCCAAUCUCUCUGAAUCAUUAAUUCCCCUGUUUUGUUUUGUCUU